CGCACAGCCAAAAAUAUUUCGAGCUUUUUGUACGCGGAGCUUCGACGGACAGCGAUAUUUUCCCAACCUAAUAUUGACGAUACGAAUUCCCAUGCGGUGGGUGGUGUUCAUCUAGGAGUAUCAACACACAAUAUUCAUCGAAAAUGUCAAUCGACUAUUUGCUCCACGAGAGCGCGGUGGGGUAUGCGAUUUUCCAUGUAGAACACCAGGCCGACACGAUUGGCAAUCGAUUGAAAGAGGUGCAAGAUGCCGGACAAGAUCUUGCGAAGUUCGGAAAGAUGGUCAAGCUGGUCAACUUCGCGCCGUACAGAGGUGCCGCUGAAGCUCUUGAGAACGUCAAUCUUGUGUCCGAAGGAGUGCUCUCCGAAUACCUGCGAUCCAACCUCGAGCUGAAUCUGCCAAAGCCUUCGAAAAAGAAGAAGAUUGUGCUCGGUGUCCAGGACAAGAACUUGGCCGGAAGCAUCAAGGCUUCUUUCCCUGGAGUCGAGUGUGAGACUGGUGAGACGUCUGAAGUGUGCGCCGAUCUACUCCGGGGAUUACGACUGCAUGCGGGAAAGCUUCUGAAGGGUCUACAAGAGGGCGAUGUUGAGAGAGCACAACUUGGUCUUGGUCACGCAUACUCCCGUGCCAAGGUAAAGUUCUCUGUUCAGAAGAACGACAACCACAUCAUUCAAGCAAUUGCGACUCUGGAUCAUCUCGACAAGGCCGUCAAUACUUUCUCUAUGCGCGUUCGAGAAUGGUACGGUUGGCACUUCCCUGAGCUCAUUCGAAUUGUCUCCGACAACCAUACCUAUGCCAAGCUUGCUCUUGCCAUCGGCGACAAGAAGAGCUUAACAGAUUCCUCGCUGCAUGACAUUGCUGCGAUUGUCAAUGACGACGCAGAUAUUGCGCAGGCCAUCAUUGACGCCGCACGAGUCAGUAUGGGUCAAGAUAUCUCAGCUACCGACAUGGAAAAUGUAUCAGCAUUCGCCAAUCGCGUUGUCAAGCUCGCCGAAUACAGGAGAUCCCUUUUCCAAUACCUCGUCGACAAGAUGGCUAUUGUUGCACCUAAUCUUGCUACUUUGAUCGGAGAGGUUGUUGCUGCUCGCCUGAUCUCACACGCCGGAUCUCUCACAAACCUCUCCAAGUACCCCGCAUCAACUGUCCAGAUUCUUGGAGCAGAAAAGGCACUUUUCAGAGCCCUGAAGACCAAGGGAAACACACCAAAAUACGGAUUGAUCUACCACUCAAGUUUCAUUGGAAAAGCCGGAGCUAAGAACAAGGGUCGUAUUUCGAGAUUUUUGGCCAACAAAUGUAGUCUUGCUAGCAGAAUCGACAACUUCUCGGAAGAGCCAUCGACGAAAUUUGGUGCUGCGUUAAGAAAGCAGGUUGAGGAAAGACUCGACUUUUACGCUACUGGUGCUGCCCCAACCAAAAAUGAGGAUGCAAUGAAAUCAGCAAUGGAUGCCGUUCUUGGAGACAUCAACAUUGCCGACCCCAGCGCAGAUGCUGACAUGGCAGACAUCGCCCCUCGAGCCGUACAAAAGCAAGAGAAGAAGUCCAAGGACAAGAAAGAAAAGAAGGAGAAGUCGAAGGACAAGGAGGACAAAAAGGACAAGAAACGAAGACAUAGCGAAGUCAACGGUGAUGCUGAGUUGAGCGAAAAGAAGAAAAAGAAGAAGUCCAAGAAGGAAUCUAUGACUUCAGAAUAGAUAGUUUCCUGAUCUCGGUUAUGUAAAUCUGGGCUUGCAUCUGAGCAUCUGGGCGUCGGUUGGUGUUUAGAUGUCGGCAUUGUGUGUUUGAAUAUUGGCGUUGUGGGUUAUAUCUAAGUCUGGGAUGAGGGAAAACUUGUCUUCUGUGCAAUUGGCAUAGCUCGUCUUUAGAUAGCGCAAUGCCUUUUUUGUAAUUUGUUUCUUCGCUUGGAUUGUGCAUUUAAGGUGCUUUAUGUGACAUUUCUGCAUAAGCUCGACCCUCUUGAGAUCAG
Molecule: messenger RNA, 1963 nt
Organism: Mollisia scopiformis
Lineage: Eukaryota; Fungi; Ascomycota; Leotiomycetes; Helotiales; Mollisiaceae
Product: pre-rRNA processing nucleolar protein-like protein Sik1
Exons: 3
Coding region: 144-1691 (515 amino acids)
Cellular component (GO): box C/D methylation guide snoRNP complex; small-subunit processome
Molecular function (GO): snoRNA binding
Source: RefSeq, a predicted model, not a curated record